Polypterus senegalus (gray bichir) is the source of this 1454-nucleotide messenger RNA. Its product is annotated as carbonic anhydrase-like. Gene Ontology annotation, biological process: carbon dioxide transport. Bases 162 to 944 code for a protein of 260 amino acids. Lineage: Eukaryota; Metazoa; Chordata; Cladistia; Polypteriformes; Polypteridae. The transcript has 7 exons. Gene Ontology annotation, molecular function: zinc ion binding; carbonate dehydratase activity. The record is from RefSeq and is a predicted model, not a curated record. Gene Ontology annotation, cellular component: cytoplasm.
CCCUCGGAACGGGAUAGCAUGGCUGAUUGCGGCUCUCGUAUAAAACACGGGGAGUGCGCCGCGCCAGGGUCACAAAGUAUCUGAUCCGACCGAACGAACGGCCGGUCGCCAAAAGCCCGAAGGAACCUGCGGAGUGGACUGCGAACUUUGACAGCUGAGAGAUGGCACACGACUGGGGAUACGGACAUCAUAAUGGACCAAGCGCCUGGAGCAAGUCUUUCCCGAUCGCCGAUGGACCAAGGCAGUCCCCCAUAAACAUCAUACCUGAACAAGCUCAGCACGACCCAUCCCUGAAGCCUCUCACCCUCAAAUACGACCCGAGCACCGCCAACGGCAUCCUCAACAACGGCCAUUCUGUCCAAGUGAGCUUCGCCGAUGGUGACAACAGGUCGACUCUAACUGGAGGACCGGUCAAUGGGACCUACAGGUUGGGUCAGUUUCACUUUCAUUGGGGCUCGACUGACCAUCAUGGCUCUGAACACACCAUCAACGGGAAAUCCUUUGCUGCUGAGCUCCAUUUAGUUCACUGGAAUGCUGACAAAUAUGCAAGCUUGGCUGAGGCUGCCCAGCACCCUGAUGGUCUGGCAGUGGUUGGCGUCUUUCUCCAGGUUGGCAGCAGUAAUCCACAUCUGCAGCGGGUGGUGGACGCUAUGGCUGAUAUUCAGAAUAAGGGUACCCAGCACACCUUCUCCAACUUUGACCCUUCGACUUUGCUUCCCCAUUCACUCGAUUACUGGACGUAUGAUGGAUCACUGACCACUCCUCCACUGCUUGAAAGUGUCACCUGGAUUGUCCUGAAGGAGCACAUCUCAGUUAGCCAUGAGCAGAUGGCCAAAUUCCGCAGCCUCCUAUUCACAGGAAAAGAUCAGCACCCAUGUCACAUGCAGAACAACUUCCGCCCUCCUCAGCCCCUGAAGAACAGGAAGGUCCGUGUCUACCCUUAGAAGCCCAGGACCUGUCUGUCCAAAGCCCCUCCCACUUUCCCCAGCUGAUCUCCAUCACAAGCUCCGCCUCUUCAUCAGAUGCAACUUUCAGCGAGUCUAAAGGGAGAGAGAAAGAGACGCCGUGCCACACCCAUCUGCCGUCUGGGCCGUGGGCACCUCAGGCACAACUCACAUGUCUGUCCGCUUAGCCGAUGCCAGCUUCUGCAGCCCCUGCGCUCGUCUUUAAUGUUGCCUUUUCCCACCACUUUUUUAUCUUCUGAUUUUCUUCCUCAAUAGAAUAUAAUUAUCUGUCUUAAUGAUGCACAGAAAAGCCUUAUUAUGGGAUUUGGUGCUUUGUAGGGGGCCAAUGGAGACUUCAUCCCAGUAGGUAAUGGAUUUGGGGGUUUUGCAUGUGUGAGAAAUUUUGAAAAGAAGAGAAAAUGUCACUUAUAUUAGAAAAGAAUUAUAUUAUCUAUUUUUGAUUAUUUUCUUCUGAUUGCCUUAGGAAGAUUUUGUGAAUAAAAUAUGCAA